Molecule: messenger RNA, 1185 nt
Organism: Paramuricea clavata
Lineage: Eukaryota; Metazoa; Cnidaria; Anthozoa; Malacalcyonacea; Plexauridae
Source: the annotation of a GenBank genome assembly
AUGAUAACAGAAAAGAAUUCUACAAAGUUCAGGUUACCGAAACCAGUGCAUGUGCUGAUUGAGAAUGACACUGUGCCAGAAAAUGAAAACAAAGAACUUAUUCAAAAUAAAAACAGUUUGACGAACACCAAAAUAAUAGAAAGUAGACCACGAAAUACAACUGAUUAUGAAAAAGGCCACAAAGAUAUGUGCAAGAAUUCAUGGCAAGAAAAUUACACCAAGCUUCAUCAGCAUUUGAUAGAAACGAACAAGAAGAAGUUUUAUAUAGUCGUAUGUCCAGGAGGGGGCUGGGGAAAUCGACUCAGAGAUUUAAUAAACUCCUUUCAUUUUGCAGUUGUCGCAAAGCGAGCAUUCGUUGUAUAUUGCGACAUUCCUAAUUCACCUUUGGAUAGGUUUUUAGCACCUCGAUACAUAAAAUGGAACUACAAAGUGAAUGAGACACAAUUAACUGUUAGACGUCGAUACAAUGUUAAGAUAAAUGAUAUAAAAGACGAUCCAAAAAUAUUCGAACAAAUGCUAAAUUACUCAGUGGAAUACGAUGUGUUAUACGAAGGAAACAAAAACCAAUAUCUUGCAAAUCUUCUCAAGUAUGACUUACCUGUUUGGCCUAAUCUUCGUCAGAUGAUGGGAUGUACCUUUUAUUACUUGUUUAAGAAAUCUGAUUUCUUGCAGAAACGUUUGGAUGAAUGGAAAGAAAAAUUAGGUUUCAACCAAAAUAUUGUUCUAGGUAUACAUAUUCGUCAAGGAGAUUCGGUGUUUCACCACAAUAGGCAAGAUACCAGAUUUAAAAAUACAAAAGAUAUUGAAGCAGGUUUUGAGUGUGCCUUGCAAAUCCAGAAGGAAAUUGAGAAGAAGUAUAAAACGGAUAAGGUAAUUUGGUUCUUGGCCGCUGAUUCUGAAAAGAUGAAAACAUUUGCUAAACAGAAAUAUGGCGAUAAAGUGAGAUGCAUUACUGGUGCUAUUGAACAUGUUGGACAUGUAACCAAAGGAAAUGAAGAUGCAGGACAUUUAUCAAUGUUUCUCGAUUUCUUUCUCUUGCAAGACGCUGACUACAGGCUUUAUCCUGGACCGUCUACUUUCGACAAUGCAGUAGAUUACAUAACGCUUGGCUCACAAAAUGCGGCUAGAGCUUUUUCACGUGGAAAAGUAGGUCCAUGUGUAAUACCACCAUCGUUGAAAGAUUAA